Pimephales promelas (fathead minnow) is the source of this 3430-nucleotide messenger RNA. The record is from RefSeq and is a predicted model, not a curated record. NCBI's taxonomy places the organism in Eukaryota, Metazoa, Chordata, Actinopteri, Cypriniformes, Leuciscidae.
CUGGACACUGACAACCUUAAUCUGAUCUUCGCACGGUCCUCUUUACAUCUCUUUAAGAGAACAACUGAAUUGUUCAAUAAAUAAAUUAGCCACAGUUCUGCGCUCCUUCUGACCAGCAGGAAAAUGCUUGAUCUGCGUCUCCAGUGAAGGCCUGCGUAGAUGAGCAGUACAAUCCCGUCCCUGUUGGGCCAUUACACAAACUAAAGCAUAGAAAUGUCAUAGUUGAAAUUCUUCAUCCACGUGCAGGAGAAAAUCAUCCAUGCCGGGAAACACAUAACAAUAAUCUGAGGAUGCGAGGUUAUCUUACAGUCAGACGCACCCUAACUCUCGGAUGAACCGAAGAAGAAACCACCGUGAAUCGUUUGCGAGACAAGACAACACUGACCACAACAGCGAGUAUAACUGCACCGGAGAUAACGAGGCUAUUUGCUGCACGCUGGUGAACUGCAACUGUGACAGUUUCAAGCCUGGGAAACUGAGGCGGCGACUCUGCGAAGACUGUCGGCACGGCUGGGUCGCCCAUGCUCUGAGUAAGCUGAAGGUUCAUCACAUGUACCAAGGAAGCCAGGUGGAGAUUGUUCACUCCAAUGUGGUGUUUGAUAUCUGUAGUCUGAUGCUUUAUGGGACGCAAGCAAUUCCAGUGCGUCUCAAGAUCCUGCUGGACCGACUCUUCAGCGUCCUUAAGCAGGAGGAGGUCAUUCAGAUCCUAAACGCCCUAGACUGGACUCUCCAGGACUACAUCCGUGGCUACGUGCUGCAGGAUGUGGCCGGCAAGGUUUUGGACCGCUGGGCCAUAAUGACCUUUGAAGAGGAGAUUGUGACGCUGCAGCAAUUCCUGCGCUUUGGAGAGACCAAGUCCAUCGUGGAGCUCAUGGCUCUACAGGACAAGGAGGGGCAGGCUGUUGUUGUUCCGACCACUAGGACCAAUUCUGACAUCCGCAGCUUCAUCGAAAGCAGCACACAGCGCUCUGUGCGGACGCCCGCUAAAGCAGAAGCACCCGGGUGUAGUAACGGACACCAUUUUGAGACUCUAGUGAACAGCAUGGCCCUCAUGCUGCCAUUGCAGCUGCUGAACUCGGUUCCGGCCCCGUUGCUGAGCUCCGGGACAGCCUGCAGCCACCAGGAGGCGCAAACGAGACGUGAGGCGUCAGAACUGAGCCUUGACGGCAGUGCUGGCUUCGACACCGGCCCCGUGAGAGCAGAGCUGCUGCUGCACACACAAUCUCCAAAGAUGGAGACGGAAGAGUUUAACGUGAGUGGAAACUCCUCUCCCUCCACGCCGUGCACAUCCUCCAUCACUUCGGAAAACACACACAUGUCACCAGAGAGCAAGAUGCGGUGUGCGGAGAAGAGCGGAUCCUUGAAGAAGGGCCGUGUGUUCUGCAGUGCCUGUGAGAAGACCUUCUACGACAAGGGCACGCUGAAGAUACACUACAACGCCGUUCAUCUGAAGAUCAAGCACAAGUGCACCAUUGAGGGCUGCAACAUGGUGUUCAGCUCUUUACGCAGUCGCAACAGGCACAGUGCUAAUCCGAACCCGCGGCUGCACAUGCCAAUGAACCGCAAUAAUCGCGACAAGGACCUGCGGGGGGGCCUGAGCCCGAGCCAGGAGGACGAGCCGGAGGGCGAGAAGAGAGAGUUCGCCUCCAUGCCGGAGAGCAGGACCGCCUCAAGCUUCAUCAUCCGCAACUCUGAGCCCAAACUGCACGGCUCUCUCUCCAGCAUGAGCCAAAGCGGAAUCCUCUUCCCCAAUCUAAAGACUGUGCAGCCCGUGCUCCCCUUUUACCGGAGCCUGGUGACCCCAGCCGAGCUGGCCCACACGCCAGGCAACUUGCCCUCGCUCCCGCUCCUGUCCUCCUCGGUUCCCGUCAGCACCGGCCACAUCCACAUCCACAGCGACACGGAGCCGGCGCCCAAGAAGAAGUCUCGGAAGUCCAGCAUGCCCAUCAAAAUCGAGAAGGACGAUCUGGCAGAGGAGGGCGUGUCCGAGGAGGAGACUCCGCCCCUCAGCCCCUGCGCGCACACACACAAGUGUGACAUCAGCAGCGAGGGGCGUGGCCUUGUGGACCGCGAUGGUCUUCCCCGGUCCACCGCCAACUCACUGGACGCAGAAUGGGACAAACUGACUCAGGAGGAGAGUUGCAUCAUCUCCCCGUCUUCUCCUUCUCUCUUUCACACUAAACAGAACGACGAGAAAGAAAAGGAGUCCUCAAAAUGUGAAGAACCGACGUGCAGUUCAGGGCCAGACCAGCCUUGCAGCCACCGACCGGCCCGUUUCACACACGGUAGUGAGCGCUGUGCAGACGGCGGCGGCAGUGACCCGGAGAACACCAGUCCAGAUGAUAAAGAAGAGCAGUCGCACCCCUGCGAGAUCUGCAGUAAGACAUUUAAAAACCCCUACAGUGUCAAAAUGCAUUACCGAAACGUGCACUUGAAGGAGAUGCACAUGUGCACUGUGGACGGCUGCAACGCUGCGUUCCCGUCCCGCCGCAGCAGAGACCGACACAGUGCAAACCUGAAUCUGCACCACAGGCUGUUGACCAAAGAUUAUUCAGGAACAUCUUCUCUCCGCAGAGAGCAUCCCGAUCUCCCUCACAAAGAGCAGAUGUCAGUCAGUCAGAUGUCUGUGAUCCUCAAAGCCAGCCACCGCACAGGCCUCGUCUUCCCCAUGAGCAAAUCCCUGGAGAGAGCCACUGAGCCAGCAGAGGGUGCUGUGGAGAACGACGCUGUGCUGGACCUGAGCACCAGAGGAAGCGCACACUCGUCCUGGGACUCAGACGUGGGCAGUGAAGAAGGGCUCCCUCUAGAGGACAGUGACGAGAGCUGCGACGGGCUCCGCGUCUCGUCUCCACCGUGCCUCAGCCUGCAGUCUCACAGCUCAUCUCCCAUCACGUGCCAUCUCUGUCAGAAGGUUUACAGCAACAAAGGCACAUUCAGGGCUCAUUACAAAACGGUGCACCUUCGCCUCCUUCACAAGUGCAAAGUUCCAGGGUGUGACACGACGUUCUCCUCUGUGCGGAGCCGCAACCGACACAGUCAGAAUCCUAAUCUACACCGUAACCUUGUGAUGAAUACCUCCCUCAAUCAGGAGUAGGGCAGUGCAACACACACACACAUUCCUCUAAAUAUACAUACGCGUGUAAAGUCCAGGGGGCAGAAAGUAAAAGUCCUGCCACAUGUUUAUUCCCACCGCUGUUUCUCUCGUUAGUUCUCUCUCCUGCCUGAAAACUGCAGUCGUUAGCAAAUCCAGGAGAUCCAACCAAAUCCUGUGGAGGACUUUUACUUUCUGGACCUGGACUUCACAGCUCUGCCUACGCAAUGAUUCACUCUGAACAAUUGGGGCUCAAAAGCACUGGUCACCGUACUGUACAAUCAAGCACAACUGGAAGGACAAUCAUAUUUAUAAUAAACCUUGACGUUAUUUACCUUU